GUCAGGUGAUGAGGAGCCUUGACAACUGGUGACAUUGCGACCAUAGACUUGCUUAUUGUUACAAACUGGAGCAAAAAAUAAUAAUGUUAAUUAAGCAUUUUUGUCAUAUAUUAAUCGCAAAAACUGAUAAGCCAAAUCUAAACGGCGAGGUAUCAGAGUGUAGGUGGAAUUAAGAAAGCAGAAUCCAGAUAUCUGGACCAAUUCAGGGUAUUAGUGAACAUCAGGAUUCGAAAUGGAAGAUACUAUAGAUGUUGGCUCGUCUGGACCAGCGGUAGACAAUUUAUACCCUGCCCUAACACAAUGUUUUGCAGUCAUUCUAUGCGGGUACUUUGCAGGCAGAAUGAAUUGGGUCUCUGAGACUGAAGUGAAAGGCAUGAAUAUGUUCAUUGGAACAUUCUCCUUGCCAAGUUUGAUCUUUAUGUCCCUAGUCAAGUUAGAUCUCAGUUCUGUAAAUUGGACUUUUCUUCUUUCGAUAUUUGUAUCGAAAAGUAUUGUGUUUUUCACUGUUCUAGCUAUUACUCUGUUAGUAUUAAGACCUUUAAAUCUUGGGAGAGCAGGAAUUUUCGCUAUUUUCUGUACUCAAAGUAAUGAUUUUGCUAUUGGAUAUCCCUUGGUUGAAGCAGUUUACAAAAGCACCCAUCCGGAUUAUGUAUCAUACCUGUAUUUGGUAGCUCCAAUCAAUUUGGCCAUAUUGAAUCCUAUUGCCUUUAUCUUGAUGGAAAUCAGUCAGAAAAGACAGGCACAAUCAAGGCAGCCAUUGUUAAGUUAUGGAGAAGUUUCUGAAAAUUCCACUAAUAGUGAAAAAUUCAAGAUGAUUGCAGCUGUUGUGAAGAAUAUUUUUUUGAAUCCAAUUGUGUUCAUGACCUUAUUAGGGGUUCUUGGAAAUGUUACAAUGAAGAACAAUGUACCCUUAUAUAUCGCCAAUAUUUUAGAUACAUUGGGCUCUGCUUUUGCUGCUAGUGCUUUAUUCUUAUUAGGUGUAAGAAUGGUAGGAAAAGUUCAUACUUUGAGGGGUGCUACUCUUGUUGUACCUGGAAUUUUGAUCAUGGUAAAAUUAUUGGCAAUGCCAUUGGUAACAAGAGAAGUUGUCAGCAUUUUAAAUGCAGGUUACAACACUUCAGAAACAGUAGAUUUAAGUACUUUUGGAUUUCUCUAUGGCACAUUCCCUUCUGCUCCAGCUGUAUUUGUUUUUGCAACUCAGUAUGCUUUGGAUAUUGAUCUUAUUGCAAGUUCCAUGGUUGCUUGUACUUUCCUUAGUGCUCCUCUUAUGUUCAUCUCAGCUAAGAUGAUAACAGUUACGAGUAACGAUCCAUCUGAUUAUAUAAAACAAUUAGAUUCCUUCACUUUGGAUAUUAGUAUUAUAGGAAUUGUUGCCUGUACUUGGGUACUUGUGGUAUUUGCUCUAACUAGAAAGAUGAGUAAGAUACCACACAAGAUCACUGCUUUUCUACUUAUAUCUCAGCUCAUAAGUUGUUUGGGUGCAUUAUUAUGGAAUAUUCUCAAGGUUACAGAUGGUUGGCCAGGAUAUUCAGUUUUUGCCCUAUUUAUAGUAGGUGUUUACAGCACUAGGUUAUGGACAAGUAUUUUGGCAAUAACCUUACUCUUCUUACAAUGUAGAAGUCUUUGUUUCGUAGUGAAACUUAUUCCUCUUUUUAUAUUCAUCGGUUUUGGAAUUCCUGUUAUAUUAGCUGGGAUCAUGGUGGCUCUCAACAAAUAUCCAGAAAUUUCAUUCGAUAAAUCUAACCCCAAUUUUGUUUAUGGGAGGUUUGAAGCUAUAGUAUCCGUCACUUUGCUUGUGUUGUGUUUUAUUGUUUCUAGCGGUUGCUUGAUUCUUCAUCAGCGUUACCAUAAGAGAUUUUUGGGUUACACUGAUGUCACAAGAGAUAUAUCAGAUCGUGACAGCGGUAAUGGAUCCGUCAAUACUACCCAGCAAAGUUUAUGUGACAACCAAGCUAUUUCGGCAGGGACUAGCUCCGAAGGAGGUAAUCAUUGUAACGGUCUUCCCACCAUCAAUGAGGGUCUCUGCGAAGAGAGUCCCAUUGAAAUUGAAGAUUUGUUUGAGAAGUCCUCUAGAACUUCUUAUGUUAUGUGUCCAUCUGGAUUUGGAUGUCAGAACAGAAAUAAGGAUUCAUGUCAAGAUCUAAUUCAGAAAUACCAAACACAAAUGGAUGAUAAUUCAGAACUGAUUGAAGAAGAGUUCAAUAUCAGUCAUGAUCCUCAAAUUUUAAGACAUAUGGUCUUAUUGAUUUUGCUCUUAUGCUCCAUGUUUGUGGGACUUGCCCUUUGCGUUUGGUUUCUGUUCAUGAGGCAGAGCAAGAUGUCUGGAAUUUAUGUGGAGUUGUCCUUCUUGGACGCCACUCUAAAUUUAGGACAGAGUAUCAUAAUUUUUGGUAUCUUUGGUCUCAAUACCAGCGAGAUAGCGAUACCCUGGAUAGCUAAAUAUUGCCGUCAAAUUUGGUAUGGAGCAGAUACUUUGAAUCUACCUGCUUGGUCAGAAUUGAGUAAUGAUACUAAGCAAAUCUGUGAACAGUUUGUUACUCACCAUUUGCAAAAUUGUAAAGUUGCAAUUGCUUCUGAUAAAAGAUGGCGGAUUAAAAUAUACAGGGAUGUAUUCACUGGCCAUCUUCUAGUAGAUUGGUUGAUCAAUAUUGGUUUGGCUAGAGAUAGAGGUGAGGCGGUCAACUAUGCAAGACACCUAGUGGAAGGAAGGGUACUUAGGCAUAUUAAUAGCGUGUACCACUUCUAUGACAGGAAUUUACUAUACACUUUUGUUUGAAUGUUAUUAAUAUCACGUGAUUAAAUUGAAGAGCUGUGAGAUCAGAGAAGUAUGUUAACCUAAGAUGGCAUUAUUGUAUUGAAUUUUUUAUCAAGUUGGAUUUUUAUAUCUCAAAUUUUACUCUGUUGUUAUUUUUAUGGAACUGACUGAUGAAGACAAGCCAAACUUGACCUUUGUCUGAAUCUUAUGCAAAUAUAGGUAUAUAAAAUUAAGGCCAAAAGAAAAAAAAAACAUAAGCUGAAGUACAAUUACUAUUAUUUCUGAUUCAUAUAAUAUGGAUAAAUAUAGCACAAUUUUUUUCUUGCAAUUCUCAUUGCUAUGCUUUGAUAAUAUUAUGAACCUUUAAUCAUGAUAGUGAUUAUUAAUAAUAGGAUAGAUGUUGUUAUGAGAAUCAUUCUUAGUAGGCUCUCUGCCAUUGUAAAGUGAAUAUUUUUUAACGAUGCAACUAUUUUGUUUUUAUUCAACUGUAGUCUUUAUGAGCAGUGAUAAAAAUUGGAAGUAUUGAUUUGAAAGAUGGGUAUUUUUUGUUAUAAAGCUUUUGCUGUAUGUAGAUUUUUCGAUGUUCCAACUGUUUAAUCUCUAAUAAAGAUACCAAAGAUUGCUUGGGAUAAACUGAUGACCAAUAUAUUCUCAUUUUUAAUGAAUUUAGUAUAUUGGUUUGUUUCCUUUUUAGUGAAAAUUUGUUUUAUAAGAUAAAACUUUUCUUAGUACUUUCUCGAAUUGCUCACUAGGAAUAAGAGGAACUAACUUCAUUCUUUCACUCAUCAAAUAACUCACUUUUCCUUUUUUCAUAAAAAUUUAUUUGAAAUACAAAAUAUUGAAUUUACUUGUAAAAAAUGUUUAUUGUUAUGUUUCGGUUUUUAUUUAAUUAGUAUUUAUUUCAAUGUUACUAAUUUGUUUUACAUUCAUAUAUUCAAAUGAAUAAUUCUGUGAUAGAAUUUUUUUGUGAUACAGAGCGAGUUGUGAAUAAAGGCAUGUAAAUAGUU
Harmonia axyridis is the source of this 3762-nucleotide messenger RNA. It is a transcript of the gene anchor, whose product is annotated as integral membrane protein GPR155. The record is from RefSeq and is a predicted model, not a curated record. Lineage: Eukaryota; Metazoa; Arthropoda; Insecta; Coleoptera; Coccinellidae. Gene Ontology annotation, biological process: transmembrane transport; intracellular signal transduction. The coding region runs from base 233 to 2776 and encodes 847 amino acids. Gene Ontology annotation, cellular component: membrane. The transcript has 13 exons.